AUGGGUCACAGGUAUUUGUGCGGGUCAGUCGGGCACGAGUCACGAGUAUUUGUGCGAGUUGGUCGAGUACGGGUCACAGAGAAGGACACUCUGAUAUGGGAUGUUGGAAAGUGGAAUGGUCAUAUAUAUGUAAAUGAAGACGAAGACGAAGUUGAAGACGAACUUGAAGAAGAAGACGAAGAAGAAGUUGAAGAAAAAGUUGAAGAAGAAAAACGUAACCGGAAGCGGCGGAGUUUUACCGGGCUGGACUUGUACCAUCGAAUCGCGGACGCUUCCGGUGGUACCGUGUACGAGACGAUGAAGUCGGAAAUAGCCGCCGUCAUUGACAUCAUCAAGGACUCUGUGAAGUCCCGUCCGCCCGUGAGCGUUCUGAAGUUCCGGUUGACGAGUGGCAUGAACAGCACGUUCGGUAUCCCCGUUGACGUCAUGGCCAUGAACGUCACAAUCACUUUACAGAGCUCACUGAACGCGCUCCCGACACUACAAAUUAACAGACCUGACGGGAGUUUGGAAAGUUUUACCGACAAAAAGAAAGCCACGAAUCAAACACUCGGGUCGAAGUUGGAAAUAAUCAAAUUGUUUGCCCCUGUACCAGGGUUGUGGCGAGUGACCCGGACGUCAGCGGCCGAGCUUCUUGUUGACGUCACAGCCAAUUCUGACCUCGAUUUCUCGUACAAAUUGAUGACGCCAGGCUCAAGCGGGUUCGGGCUGUAUCCUCUCACUGGAAGACCGAUUGCGGGUGACAACACAACUGUCCAGGUGAAGGUCCCACUGGCCGGAAAUCUGACGUCCGUGGACCGGAUACUGUUGUUGAAUGCAACGGGGGCGGCUCUCGCCACCUCCAGCCUGCAGCAGCUUGGUGGCAGGACUUCCGGGAGGACACUCUUCAAGGCCAACGUCGUCAUACCCACAUCCGAGUUUAAGGUGGCGGUUGAGGGUGUUGACGCUGCCGGCCAUCCUUUCAGGCGUCUCAGUCCACAGCUGGUAGCCACACUGUCCAUAGAUUUGCUUAUGCUCCCAACAUCUGGGUCCCUGUACGUAAACCAGAGUAUCUCGAUUCCGUACCUCGUUAGUAACGUUGGUACCGACACAAGAGUCGUGGUGAAUAUCACAGACGACCAGGGAUUUGCCCAGAGCCCUACGUCACAUACACACACGCUCAGUGCCCAUAGCAACGCCACCGAUCGCUUUGUUCUUCGAGCUGGGCCAACCAAGGGCAUCACAUGCACCGUCACAAUAUCGGCCCGGGCAGUGGGAGCCCCAGCCAACAAAGUACAGUUCAGUGUCCGCCGCAUAGUCGUCGAGGAGAAAGUCGUCAAGGUUGUCGAUUCCACCUCGCCCGAAUGCAAAGUCACCAAGGUCAUCGGAAAAUGUGACCUCGGUGCUGACGUGUGCGCAUGCGUAAAUGACACGUGGUAUAUGGAAGCGGAAGUUGGGGACAAUGGUAGUGGAUUAUACUCUGUGUUCGCUUCCGGUGCAGGAAACAAGUCAACGUUCACAAAGUCAUCAUUCAGUCCUGGUCACAAAAUAGCUGAUGGAAUUGUGCAGACAACAUUACGGGCAGACUGUUGUCAUCAGAACGCCAAGGUGACGGUGGUGGACAUUGCGGGGAACGUUGACGUCUGUAACGUCACCAUUACGGCUGGCUUCGUCCCGCCGAGCCCUGCAUUGUGCUCCAAAACAAAGACAUUGGUAAGCGCAAACGGGGGAAGCAUUAACGUCGUUAACACGACGCGUAUUUCGUGCAACGUAACUGACGUUUCUGGUGUUUGUAAUUUGACGUCACCCGGGAAUGAUACGUCAUCAGUUAAAUGCCAAGAUGUAGAUUGGAAGUUUACCGCUCAUGUAGGGUCUGAGGGCUUUGGUCGCCGGCAAAUAAUUCCCGUCGGCGGCGGAAGAGACGCAAACAUUACCAGAAAUAACAAUACUGUUUACGUAAAUACGGACUGCUGUCAUUCUGACGUUACCCUGAACAUUGCCGACAUAGCUGGAAAUCUAGGACAGUGUGCCGCAAGUGUCCAAGUUAUCUCUCCUACCAAGUCUACGCCACCGGAAGACGAGACAGGAGGCGGCAUGGGGACGUCGAUCUGGGUCAUCGUCGGCGGCGUGGUUGGUGGGGUUGUUGUUGCUGCUGCUGUGAUAGUGGUUGUCGUUGUUGUGAUGAAGAAGAAAGCUGCAGCUGUGUUCACACUCAGAAAAGCGAAGUGUAGCGUGGUCGUCCUCAUCGCAUGGUCCGUCAUUAUUGCACUACCACAACUUAUUUGGUUUUCGGCAUCAAGACCUGUGCAGGUAGAAAUAGGAAAUAACAUUACUUUGCAUGGUCACCGAUGCCUGUUUAAUAACGACAUAUAUAGAGAUGAACUUGAUAUAUAUUACAUAUUUGACAUUGCUGUCAUCACCAUUGGUGUUACAAUCCUGACCGUCUUAUACGGCAGUAUACCAAUUGCAUUGAGAAAAAUUGCCGCGUCGACGAGCCUUGAAAUAAAAGCUGGAACCUAUAGGUUGAAGCAAAAACAGAGCAAGGAACCUAAUUCAAAAGCUGGUACGAUCGCUGUUCCUGAUGUAGUUAUUACAACUACCGAUACCGCUGAGGAAGUUACCACACAAAACGAUACCUCUGAGGUAGCCACAACAGCUACCGAUACUAAUGAAACAGCUACUACACCAAACGAUAUCCCUGAGGUAGCUACAACAACUACCGAUACAUAUGAAACAGCUACUACACCAAACGAUAUCCCUGAGGUAGGUACUGCAACUCCCGAUACCGCUGAAAAAGCUACUACACCAAACGGUGUCGAAGAGGUAGCUGCGAUUUCAACUGACGCUAUUAAAACAAGCAACUAUGCGGAGAGUGUUCCAGAGAUAAAAGUUGAUAAACAGCCACCUAAAGAGAAACAUCAGAAAGUCCCCAUUUACAACAAUACAAUGUUUCAGCUUAAGCUCACCCUUAUGACCUUUACAAUUACAUUUGCCUCAUUACUGAGUUGUCUUGGUUAUUUCUAUGUCCGGAUGUUGCACAAGAAGCAGGACCAUGAGUUGUCCGCAAAACCAGGAAUCGAGCCCAUGAAGGUUGCAGAUGAUUCAAACGCUCUUAACACUGAUCAGCCAAGAUGA
Messenger RNA from Mya arenaria, 3114 nucleotides. RefSeq lists its product as uncharacterized. The transcript is spliced from 16 exons. Lineage: Eukaryota; Metazoa; Mollusca; Bivalvia; Myida; Myidae. The coding region runs from base 1 to 3114 and encodes 1037 amino acids. The record is from RefSeq and is a predicted model, not a curated record.